Molecule: messenger RNA, 5034 nt
Organism: Limulus polyphemus (Atlantic horseshoe crab)
Lineage: Eukaryota; Metazoa; Arthropoda; Merostomata; Xiphosura; Limulidae
Product: dystroglycan-like
Exons: 4
Coding region: 225-3560 (1111 amino acids)
Biological process (GO): nerve development; axon guidance; muscle attachment
Cellular component (GO): dystrophin-associated glycoprotein complex; dystroglycan complex; sarcolemma
Molecular function (GO): calcium ion binding; laminin binding
Source: RefSeq, a predicted model, not a curated record
UUUUCAUCCUGCUAGGCUUAUAGGUUAGGCCUAUUUUUCAACGAUAGAAGUGCUCUCUGUUAAUUUAUGAAACAUCCUGACCACGUAUGGUUUAGUAAUAUUCGCCCUAGCGGUUUGAAAUGGUACUAUUGAAAAUGUUUCGAUGAAAUAGUGCGGAGCAGAAUUGACCCAGGGUGUCUCACAGUGGAGCAAUUUGUACGUGUAGUUAUCGUUGGAUUCUGAAUAUGGAUUCAGUUUUUAACCUGUUAAGGUCUUCCAAAGAUCUAAGAAACAGUUUUUCCCGGAGGAUCCAGAUUUUAACGUUAACAAUCCUCGAGGUUGUGUGUGUGACUUGUGUAAGGGGUGACAGUGACCCCCUGAUACUGCAGAAGAGUAAUAAUAUUCAAGUCAAGAGGUUCUGGGGGGUGCCUGACACCAUAGCAACAGCUGGAAAAUUAUUCAACUAUUCCAUUCCUGAAGAUGCUUUCACUGGAAAAGUGGAAAGUUACGAGGUACUGGAAGCUGGUGAAUUGACUCUCCCAAGAUGGUUACAUUUUGACCAAACAAGCCACAAGUUUCUUGGAGUUCCUACAUCCAGUGACAUAGACCAAUACUACAUCAGCGUCAAGGCUUUGGGACCACCUAGUGUAGAUGGGAAACUCUCCAGUGGAAAGGAUGUAUUCUCUAUUGAAGUGGUACCAGAGUUGCUCCCUUUUCCUCAGGAUGGACCCAAAUCUUAUUUUGGGAUAGAAUUUUUCAAGUGUUCCAACGGAGAGUCGGUCAGUGUUGCAAGCGUGUUUGUUGAUUGUUCCUUUGAUGAACUUAGUUCUACACAACGAGUCAGUAUUAUUACAAAAAUGGCUUCUUUUGCAGGAGUGCCCACAGAUUUGAUAAAAAUAUCUCCUAUUAAAAAAGAGUGGAAGAUUUCUGAUGAAUUAGCCACGGCUGCUGGUCCAGGAACUGUGAAAAAAAGAGGAAAGCCUGGAGUGAUCAUCCAGUAUCAAGUAAGCUGUUCUGGUCACAUCAGUAUUUCUCACAGUGACAAGAUUUCAGAAUUAGAGUGUGCAGUUGGAAAUGGGUCUUUAGGAAAAUCCCUAGGCUUUGGAGUUAUUGGCUGGAAUGUGGCUGACCAGCCGUUACUAGGUCGACGAGUAAAACGAGAAUUUAAUACUCAAGGAACUCCUGUCCUACAAGAAUCACUUCCUAGUAGAUGGCCAACAUUUUCGGAGGUAGAAGGUCCAGAAGAGCCUUUCGAUGACAGUAAGAUACCAGAGUCCCGAGUGAUCCCUUCUAUGGCCUCCCCAACAUUCUCCUUACCAUCCAAACAUCAUCGACAUCACCAUGGUGAAGACAUCAGUGAGGGAAAACAUGAACAUCACAGAGAUGCUGUUCAGGUGACACCAUCCCCUACGUAUAAUUAUCACUAUCUACCUACCACUUCACCACACUUUGCAAUGAUGACACCUGUUAUUCAACCAGAAAGGCCAAGUAUUUAUAUUUACCCAUCUGUCAAAGAAGAAUUGCAAUCGAGCAGAAUCAUCCCUGAUGAACUGACUCCUGUUGAGACCCUUCUUUCCUUCCAAACAUCACCUUUUAUUACACAAUCAGAUACAGAUGUGUUACCAACGUCAUUUAUGACAGCAUUAGUUAAAACAUCUGACGUCCAUCCCACCAAAAGUUAUAGUGUAGAGAAGCCUACCGAAAAACCAGUGAUACACAAAAAUUUCAAGCCAGUAGUUUGGAACCACAUUAAAAAGCUUCAAGCCUAUGCUGGCCAAGUAUGGCACUUUGAAAUUCCAUCAGAUACAUUCGUUGACCUUGAGGAUGGAGAUACCAGGAACCUGAAACUGAUAUUCAUGACAGAAAGAAGGACAGCAAUUUCACCCUCUUCGUGGAUUCAAUUUGAUCCAGAAAAGCAGAAGCUGUAUGCCCUUCCUAUGACAGAGAACAUAGGUAAGUAUGAAUUUAUCUUGGAAGCCAUGGAUAGUCAUGGGAUGUCCACAUUUGAUCAGUUUGAGAUCCAAGUUUGGGUAGAACAAUCAAUGUUUGUUCUUCAUCAUGAAUUUACGGUAAAUCUAAAAUAUGAGAAGUGGAAGUUCCCUGUUGAUAUUGACUGGCAGAUAGACGUGGUAAACAGGCUCGAAGAGCUCUAUGGAGACAGAGAUGGUGCUCACAUUUCUGUCUUGUCUGUGACCCAAGAUCCCACAUCAUUAACGUGGACAAACAUUUCUUUACCCCACUAUUCCUGCCCUUGGGAAGCAAUUGCUGAGUUGAUGAGGAAACUUGUCGCCAACGACAAGGGACGUCCAUCAAAAUCACUCAAACAAAUAAUGAAACCAGAUUUCAAUAUACAGAAGAUUCUUGUCAACUACCAUGGAAUAUGUAACCAGCUACCAAGUUCUACACCUACAUUCUUUAACUAUUCCCCUAUGAUAAAGAAUCCAAUAAACAGGAUUAAAAUCCAAGCUGGAGAAAUACUCCAGUUUUUUAUACCAGAAGACACUUUUUAUGACAAUGAAGAUGGCAUCACUCCCAACUUGAAAUUAAUAUUUUUAACACUUGACCAGGAAGAGCUUCCUACAUCGUCAUGGAUUCAGUUUGAUUCAGAUUCACUGAAACUUUUUGGACUUCCCCUUAAGGAAAAUAUUGGAAUUCAUGAAUUUCAGAUUCUUGCAGUUGAUAUGGAAGGCAAAACAGUUAGUGAUGCUUUUGUUGUCAUUGUGAAGUCUCAACCUGCCAUUCAUACGAGUGUUGAAUUCAGUAUGCACAUUGAUACAAACUUUGAGCAAUUUAACAAAAACACAGAAAUGAAGAUUCUUGUUGCACAGAAAUUAGCAAGUGCAUUUGGAGAUCCUAAUACUAAAUACAUAAGUGUCUCAUCAAUUACAAAUGGUUCAGUAAUAUACACAUGGACAAACAGUACACUUCCAUCAUUUCCCUGCCCAGAAGACACCAUAAGUGAACUUUUCAAUUUCAUGUUUGAAGACAGUGAAACAAUCUCAGAAAUAUUCAUCAAAGCAAUGGAACCAGAAUUCAGAAUCAGGCAGGUUGAAGUUCACCCACUGGGUGCAUGUGUGAAUGUUGUUGAUACAGCCUCUGCAGCUGUGACACCUAAAACACCAGUGAAAGAACAAGUAGGUGCAGAUGUUUAUAUUACUGCUGUUAUCCCUGCUGUGGUCAUAGCAAUCAUACUUAUUAUUGCUGUUAUGAUUGCCUGUUUUCUGUAUCGUCGAAGACACAGGGGAAAGAUGAAGAUGCAAGAUAACAGUUCUUACAUGAACAAAGGAAUACCCAUUAUUUUUGCAGAUGAGCUCGAUGAGAAGCCAGAAUCAACAACAUCACCAUCUCUUACAAACGAGGAGAAACCACCCAUCUCCAGUUCUGAGAAUGGUAUCUCUACAGAGGAGGCUGUCCAACGUACUUCGCUUCUUUCUGAAGGAUUAGAUGGUAGUCCCGAUGCAAGUUCCUCCCCUCCUUACCGUCCUCCACCUCCCUUCACCACAAACAGAGACAGCAAAAACAACAGACCAAAGACCACCCAAACAUAUAGGCAACCUCCUCCUCCUUACGUUCCUCCUUAACACUUAUUUGCAAUUGUCAUACGUAACCCUUUUUUUCUGGAACGUCAAAUUGGUAGAAAAAAAACCAAUGAUGUUGAACUAAAAAGUUUGUACUAAAGACAAAAACAUCGCAUUGUCUUCCACCCUUCAGUGGUGCCAAUUGUUGCUGUCUUUUUUAAUUUUUGUCAUGUUAGUUUUUUUAGUUACUUUAAAGUUGUAAAAUUCAUGCAAAAUGUUUUAUCAGAAAACAAGUUAUUUUUUUAAUAACCUUCAGUAUUGGACUUACUGCUGUAUCAAACCUAACAGACAAUGUGUUAAUAUAUAUGUACUGUGGAAGAAAUUCUGUGUUCAUCAGAAUUUGACAGCUAUUGUGGAAUAUACAAAAACAUUUUAGGAUUUUUAAACUAUAGAAUAUAAAAUGCUUUCAGGUCAUUCAAAGUGGGAUAAAACGUUUGCUAAAUAUAAAAGCAACUUUUUUACAACCUUCAAUGGUUGGAUGUUAUAACCGUUAAAGUUCUCAGGUUGAAAAAUUUUUUCCCACUUUGUAUGCAUACGAUAACAGCUUUAGUAAGAUUUAUGUUUUUAUAAAAUGUUUUUCGUUUAUUUUGCUUUAAGUUAAUUUAAAAAACUUGAUCUAAUCAAGACGUUAGUCAAUUUUAUUUUUGGCUCGACUGAAGAAUACCAUACUGUCCUUAAGAUAGUUUGUAAUAAAAGAAAAAUAUUGGUAUAACCAUAUUUGUGAACAUAAAAAGAUUCUUUGCAUGUGUUUAUAUGACUCAUGUAGUUCUACUUACCUAAGAUUAUAUACAUAUAUAUUUUAAGAACGUUAAACAUGAGACACAAAAUAUUAUUCCCCUUUUUUUUCCCCAUAUCUUCAAAUCAGAAAGUUUCUCCAGUAACAAAUCAUGUAUUUAUAGCAUAAAAAAGUUUAUUCUCACGUGUUUGGUGUUAUACAUUAUGAAUCUGUUCAAUAUGCAGCUUCUCAGGGAUUAGGUAAUACCAUGUUAUCCACUGUAUCAUAUUCUGAUGGUGUAUUUCGAGUUGUGUUUUUACUUGUCGAACUAUGUAUUGUAAUACGUCAUGAUCUGUACUAUAACAUUGAAGUUUCCCAUAUUAUAAAUACUAUUUUCUUUUUCUACUUAUAAGACUAUUUUACGGUAACAAAGUAUGAAUGAAAAAAACGAGUGUAAUUACUUAUCAUUUCCAUAUUGUGUUUGGAAUUGAAAUCAACCUAGGGUAAACUUUUAAAAUAAUAUGUAAAACGGCUAGGCAAACAUGAAAGCCAUCCAAAAAAGGGAUAUAUUUCAAGCAUUUACUAGUUAACAUGUUCCUUUUCAUGUUACUUUAAUUGCUUGUUAUCUAUGUUGAGGUUCAGGACUUGACAUUAUUGAAAUACUCUAUUUUUAGUUGGGCUAUAACAAGCAAAAAUACAUCCUGCGAUUUGUUCAGGCAUACAUUAAAACACUAGAAUUAUAGUUUGUUGUUAUUACAACUG